Molecule: messenger RNA, 3894 nt
Organism: Chelonus insularis
Lineage: Eukaryota; Metazoa; Arthropoda; Insecta; Hymenoptera; Braconidae
Product: jouberin-like
Exons: 4
Coding region: 1-3894 (1297 amino acids)
Biological process (GO): motile cilium assembly
Cellular component (GO): ciliary basal body
Molecular function (GO): protein binding
Source: RefSeq, a predicted model, not a curated record
AUGUUAAAAGAAUCUAAAAGUAACACAAGUAAUGAUAAGCCAGUAGGACGUGGCAGUAGUUUGACAACAAAGUUUCCUGGACUUGGUAGCAAGAUGCAGAAAAUUUUUCGUGUGUUCCGCAAAGACAAUCUUAGCCAGUCUACACAAGAUUUGAUGAUGGAAGAAGGUAUGCAAAAUACUUCUCAAUUGAAUAAAAUAAAAACACAAGACAGUGAUGAUAAUGGAGACGAAAUUGUGAAAAUUAUCCAUGAGAAACAAUUUAAUAAACAAAAAAUAGUUAAAGAGAAACGAAAGAUGAUGGUAAGAGCACAAGCUUUAAGUAAUUCUGAUUGGUCUUCUGAAAAUGAUUUCGGAUCAAAAACAAAUUUGGUACUUGAGAAGGGUGAAAUUGAUGAAGGGAUACAAGAAAUUAAAGAUAUAGAUAAUAAUAAAGGGGUAGUGGAGUUAUUUGAAGAGCGAAAUAAAAACUCAUUCAGUUCUGGAAAAAAACAACGAAAAAGAUGGUCUACACCUAUAGAUACUCAUAUUAUUAGUGUUCCCAGGAAAGGAUCGUCUUCGAGUACAUCUGAGAAAGGUAAUUCAUGGUUUAAACCUGUCAAGCCAAUUCCUGCUCCUAGAAAGAAUAAACUCGUUAAUGUUGAUAAUAAUGAUCAAAUUGACGAUCUUGGGUUGGAUAAUCAUGGUUUUGAAUCAGACCAAGAUAGUGUUGAACAAAUUCUAAGAAUUGAAACAGAAUAUGGGUCAGUUAAAACGAUGAAGAUGGAAAUGGGAUCAGUGAGAGGUGAUUCUGAGGAAAUGCGAAGUAAUUUAGAGGAUAUUUCUGAAAUUGAAAGAUUGUCAGUGCAUUCAAACAAAGAUUUAAAUGUUUUAGAUGUUAAAGACAGCGAUAAAAUAGAAAGACAUCCAAAACCUCUGAUGAACAUUGAUUCUAUUGAUAAUGAAGUUCAAGAUAAUGUGAGUUUAGCAAAGAGUUCAUCGAAUAGUACAUCAUCACGACGACAAAAGAAAAAAAAUACAAGAAGAAUUCCUCAAGAGGUUGUAAUGACAGAUGAAUCUACCAGUUCAGUGGCUUGGAAUAAACAAUCAAAAUACAAUACUGCUAGAGUGGAAGAAGAUGAAGCAGUAGCGCGAGAAAUAAUUAGAACCAGAAAAGAAAAAGUAGAAAAGUCAUUGUCCUCAUCAAGUCAUAGUCAGACAACAUCACCAUCAGACAUUUCACAUUCAAAUAAAAUUAAAAGUGCUACUAAAUCACGAAAGGUCAGAAAAAAAACGAAACACCUUCGCAAAAAAAAAUAUAUUUCAAUAACAGUUUUUAAAGCUGAUAUGCUAGAAAUUGAUAUUAUGGCAAGACAUCCUAUGGUAAUUGUUCAUAUUGUAGAAGAGAGUACAGGAAAUUAUUUGCAAAUUCCUAGUGAAUCAAGUUCUAAAAAUGUGUCCUUGCAACCUUUGAUAACUGGAACAUUUGAUUUUCAACAACAUAAAACUAUGGUACCUCAUUGGGAAGAAGAAUUGAUAUUUGAAUAUGACUUUGAAGCAAUUGUGAAUACCAGUGAAAGUAAUAAAAUCCUGAUUUUAUUUGAAAUAGUUGAUCUUCCAAGCUUCGCUGAUGCCAGAAACAAUUACGAUCAUUUAGGUGGUGGAAACUGUUGGUACAAAAUAGCCUGGGCAUUCUUAAAACCAGUAAGUGACAGAGGUGUGUCACACAUCGAUAAAUCAUUAAGACUGCAAUUAUAUAAGCCCAAACGGAACACGAAGAAAUCGAUCAAAGAAAAAUGUGAGCCAUACACCUGGUGGAAAUUAGGGUAUCGAGAUAAGUAUCCAAGUACUUUAUACGUCAUGGUUACGUCAGUGGAUCAACCUCACUUAGAACCAGUUUAUUAUGGGCAAUUAUUACUGAAUGACUUAUCAGAUGAACAAUCUAAAUCCAACAAAGAUUUAAGUCCGUCAUCUUCAGACGCAAAAAAGCAUACACAAUGGAGUCGUUUAUCAUCUCAAUCGUGCAAAAUUCCGAAUGAAGUCUAUUUUAAUACUGAAUCAAGUGAAAACGGAUGUUUUUUCGUGGCUUUCAGUAAUAAUGGAAAGUAUUUAGCUUGUGCGAAUUGUGAAGAAUAUGACUAUCCAAUAACUGUAUAUAGAAUUGAUGAAGAGAAAGUUUUCAUUAAAUUUUCUGGUCAUAAGAGUUUUAUUUACAGUUUAGACUGGUCCAGUAAUGACCACUUUUUACUUUCGGUUUCUUCCGAUCAAACAGCCAGAAUUUGGGAUGUCAAAAAUAAACACUUCCAUGAAAUAAACAUGCUUCCGCAUUCUUCGUAUAUUUAUUGCGGCAAAUUCAACCCAAAAGAUUAUCAAAUCGUCGUAACAGGAUGUUAUGAUCAUAUAGCAAGAAUGUGGACCCAUAACAGUAAUCGUCAAAACUAUGAACUCAUCCAGGAACUUGAGGGACAUAAAGGUUUUAUUAAUUGUAUAUGUUUUUCAAAAGAAGGUGAUUUUCUCACGGGCGAUAGUUUAGGUAUUAUAAUUCAAUGGAAUGAAAAAAAGAGAAAGGGAAGAUCUUCCACAGAAUGGGUCAUUACAAGAAAGAUUAAAUUAAAAGAAACAAACAACGUCGUGAUUAAUACUAUUAUUUUAUAUUCUACAAGUUCACAAUUAAUUCUUCAUACUCGAGAUAAUCAAUUGAGGAUGAUCGAUUUGACAACAGGAACUGUCGUUCAAAGAUAUAAUGGAUUGAAAAAUUCAAGGAUUCAAAUAACAGCAAGAAUAUCUCCAUGCGGCAAACUACUUCUCUGCGGGGGUGAAGAUGCAAUCUUGAAUGUGUGGAAUAUUGAAACUGGAAAGUGUAUUGCAAUGUAUCAACAGAAUGAAUCAGACGUAGCUAUUACUUGUGUUGAUUAUCAUCCUCAUGAGCAUGUGCUAGCGUUUUGCAUUUUUGGAUGCACAUCAGAAGUGAAAAUAUUACGAUUUAAUCGACUAUUGUCUGGAGAAUCAGUGGGAUUAAAAAUGCUUGAUCCAACUGGAAGUAAAAGAAUCCCAAGUGGUAUACAAUCUUAUGAUUCGAGUUCACCAUCCAAUUCAAUUUUGACAAGAAGAGAAUCUGAUGAUUCUGAUUUAUUAAAAAAUAAAGAAAAUAAAAACCUGGAUGAGAAUCUCAAUGAUAGUCGUGAAGAUUUACGAUUACGAUUGAAAAUGUAUCAUGAGCAUGAACAAGAAUUAAAAUCUAAAAGUACAAACAAGUUAUCUGGUAUCAUUGCUAAAAUUGACAGAAUGUUAUCACACAGUCCCUCUAUACCUCGAUCAUCAUAUGACAUCGAAGUAAACAAACUUGAAGAUACUUUAGAUUCAGUGCAAUCACCAAAACUGAAAAGUUUAAAAAAAUCUAAAAAUAUUUCUUCACUAUCAUCAACCUUUAAAGAUAAACUAACACCAUCUUUAGAAACAGAAACAAUAGAAAUGGAAAACUUAAGUAAAAGACAUUCCAAAAUGCGAAAAAGGUCGAAAUCUAGACAUAAAAGGAAUUCUUUCUCAUCGAAAAAUCAAACUGAUAAUUUAAAGAAUGUUUUACCAGAUAAUACUAAAAGAGAUUAUCACAGAAAAUCACGGAAGCGAACAACUAAGAGUUCUUGUCGAGCACGUGAUCAAAUGAAAGAGAUUCAAGAAAGAGAGAACAGAAUGCAUGAAAGUAGUGAAGGGAGUGGUGGAACGUACACAGUUGAUAUUGAUAAGACUCCUAAAAGUGAUAGAAGUGAUGAUGCCAGGGGUGAAAGUGGUAGUUCUGUUAGAAGUAAUGUUACUUUCAUUAUCGAAAAAGAAAAACCAGUAGCGAAACCGAGAAAGAAAAGUACUAAAACUUCUGAUAACAGUAUCAAUCAUAAAUCAAGCCUCCAUGAUCUAGUAUAA